Messenger RNA from Halteromyces radiatus, 1083 nucleotides. Its product is annotated as kinase-like domain-containing protein. Gene Ontology annotation, biological process: protein phosphorylation; mitotic spindle organization; regulation of cytokinesis. Bases 52 to 1071 code for a protein of 339 amino acids. Gene Ontology annotation, cellular component: spindle midzone; spindle microtubule; spindle pole centrosome. The record is from RefSeq and is a predicted model, not a curated record. Lineage: Eukaryota; Fungi; Mucoromycota; Mucoromycetes; Mucorales; Cunninghamellaceae. The transcript is spliced from 6 exons. Gene Ontology annotation, molecular function: ATP binding; protein kinase activity.
CUCUCUCACUUUCUUCUUUAUGUUACAUACUAUUACCCAUUUUAUCUACUUAUGAAUACAACUAGAACUAGUCGAAAUUCCUCAUCAAUGAAAAAUACCAUUAGUUCUAAUAAAGAAACCUUGAGGACAUCAAAACUUCAAUCUGGGAAAUCUGUACAGGAACAAGGUCAUCAACAAGUAAAACCUACCACAAGAAAAAGGCCUCUAGAAGAUGCAGCUCGUAAUACUAGGCAACCAUACAAACAUUGGACAUUACGUGAUUUCGAAAUUGGUCGUGAAUUAGGUCAGGGUAAUUUUGGACAUGUUUAUCUUGCACGGGAAAAACAAAGUGGAUACAUUGUUGCUCUAAAAGUAUUAUAUAAGAAGGAAAUCAUGUCCCUUGGUGUUGAACGACAAUUAAGGCGAGAAGUGGAAAUACAAGGAUCCUUAAGACAUCCGAAUAUUAUACGACUCUAUGGUUACUUUCAUGAUGAGACUAGGGUAUUCUUGAUUUUAGAGUUUGCCUCAAAAGGCGAACUAUACAAGGAAUUACAGAUCAAGAAACGAUUUAUGGAAUCGGUUGCCGCAAAAUAUGUUGCACAAUUAGCGAAUGCAUUAUUAUAUUUACAUCACAAGCGGGUUAUUCACCGGGAUAUUAAACCUGAAAAUCUUUUACUUGGCCUCAAUGGAGAAUUAAAGAUUGGUGAUUUUGGUUGGUCUGUGAAAACUGAUGUUCAAGACUCUCGAAGAAGCACUUUAUGCGGUACAUUGGAUUACUUACCACCGGAAAUGGUGGAAGGGAAGAAUCAUGAUGUCAAUGCUGAUAUAUGGUCUCUUGGUGUAUUACUUUAUGAAAUGAUUUGUGGGAAACCUCCAUUUGAAGAUACUGAAGGUGAUAAGGAAACCUAUCAACGGAUAAUACAAGUGGAUAUCUCCUACCCAGAUUUUGUUAGUAAAGAAGCAAGGGAUCUUAUUCAAAAGCUUUUACAAUAUAAGGCUGCUCAUAGGAUACCUUUACGUGAAGUUUUAGAACAUCCAUUUAUCAAACGUUACCAACAUAUGAAUAACAAUCCUAGUUUAUCUCAUUCAUGACUACCUUUCUUU